GUAGCUGAUUAUAGUGUAGCCACUCUCCACUGCACUCUAUAAAUAAAUUGGUUUACAGUAAGCGCAUUUCAAAUUUUCCGCGAUUCUCAGUUUCCCUCAUUUUCCUUUUUGUAAUUUUCCCCUUCCCUCCACCCCCAAUUUCAAAACCCUACGCGCUCCGAAUUUCCAUCUCCAUCCUAAAACCCUAACUUUUUCCAGGAAGAAAGAAAAAGAAAUGCCGAGAGAAAUCAUAACAUUGCAGGUAGGACAAUGCGGGAACCAGAUCGGCAUGGAGUUCUGGAAGCAGCUCUGCUUCGAGCACGGUAUCAGUAAAGACGGCAUUCUUGAGGAUUUCGCCACUCAGGGAGGUGACAGGAAGGACGUGUUCUUCUACCAAGCUGAUGAUCAACAUUACAUACCGCGAGCUUUACUCAUAGAUUUGGAGCCUAGAGUAAUCAAUGGUAUUCAGAACGGUGAAUACAGGAAUCUUUACAAUCAUGAGAAUAUCUUUGUUGCAGAUCAUGGUGGCGGUGCUGGAAAUAACUGGGCGAGCGGUUAUCAUCAGGGGAAGGGUGUCGAGGAGGAUAUAAUGGACAUGAUAGAUCGGGAAGCUGAUGGAAGUGAUAGUCUUGAGGGCUUUGUCCUGUGCCAUUCAAUUGCUGGAGGAACAGGCUCAGGUAUGGGCUCAUAUCUGUUGGAGACUCUGAAUGAUCGUUACAGUAAAAAGCUGGUUCAGACCUACAGUGUAUUUCCUAACCAGAUGGAGACGAGCGAUGUGGUGGUUCAGCCCUACAACUCACUUUUAACACUCAAAAGACUGACACUGAAUGCUGACUGUGUUGUUGUGCUUGACAACACUGCAUUGAAUAGAAUAGCUGUGGAACGCUUACACAUGUCAAAUCCUACAGUUGCUCAAACUAACUCUUUGGUGUCUACCGUAAUGUCUGCAAGCACAACCACAUUGCGAUAUCCUGGAUAUAUGAAUAAUGAUUUAGUUGGUCUUCUUGCCUCUUUGAUUCCCACACCAAGGUGCCAUUUUCUUAUGACAGGAUAUACGCCGCUUACUGUAGAACACCAGGCUAAUGUAAUUCGUAAAACUACCGUGCUGGAUGUGAUGAGAAGACUUUUGCAGACAAAGAAUAUUAUGGUGUCCUCUUAUGCAAGAACAAAAGAAGCUAGUCAAGCAAAGUAUAUCUCAAUUUUGAAUAUCAUUCAAGGAGAAGUGGACCCUACUCAGGUUCAUGAAAGUUUGCAGAGGAUUCGUGAAAGAAAGCUUGUUAACUUUAUUGAGUGGGGCCCUGCUAGUAUACAGGUUGCUCUCUCAAGAAAGUCUCCGUAUGUCCAAACUGCCCAUAGGGUAAGCGGUCUCAUGCUAGCAAGCCAUACUAGCAUCCGGCAUCUCUUCAGCAAAUGCUUGAGCCAAUAUGAGAAGCUGAGGAAAAAGCAAGCUUUUCUUGACAACUAUCGGAAAUUUCCAAUGUUUGCUGACAAUGACCUCUCAGAAUUUGACGAAUCAAGAGAUAUAAUUGAGAGUUUGGUUGAUGAAUAUAAAGCCUGUGAAUCCCCAGAUUACAUCAAAUGGGGAAUGGAGGAUCCUGACCAACUUCUAACUGGAGAAGGCAAUGCAGCUGGAACUGUGGAUCCAAAUAUAACAGUUUGAGAAUUCUAAGUUAACAUCAAACAUUUCUAGGAUGUGUUAUUGUGUCAAAUGCACAUUGGAGUAGUGAGUGUAAAUAAGAGAGCUUGAUGUUUUGCUAUUUAAUUUUGUUAAGCUUCUUCGCUGGCAUUUUAGGGAUCCAGAAUCUCACUGUAUCAGGUUCAGGUUUUUUCUGUGUUGUUUAGUGUUUGAUUGGUGUGUUAUGUUGCUAUCCACGGAAUGGGCAAUCCUGUAACUUUAGGGGAUAAACGAGUUUCCAAGUUAUUAUAAUUCAUCAGCUUAUUUCCCA
Mercurialis annua (annual mercury) is the source of this 1925-nucleotide messenger RNA. Its product is annotated as tubulin gamma-1 chain. The record is from RefSeq and is a predicted model, not a curated record. The transcript has 12 exons. Gene Ontology annotation, cellular component: cytoplasm; spindle; gamma-tubulin complex. NCBI's taxonomy places the organism in Eukaryota, Viridiplantae, Streptophyta, Magnoliopsida, Malpighiales, Euphorbiaceae. Gene Ontology annotation, molecular function: structural constituent of cytoskeleton; GTP binding. The coding region runs from base 215 to 1639 and encodes 474 amino acids. Gene Ontology annotation, biological process: mitotic cell cycle; microtubule nucleation; mitotic sister chromatid segregation.